Triticum dicoccoides is the source of this 1943-nucleotide messenger RNA. Its product is annotated as zinc finger MYM-type protein 1-like. Bases 1047 to 1943 code for a protein of 298 amino acids. NCBI's taxonomy places the organism in Eukaryota, Viridiplantae, Streptophyta, Magnoliopsida, Poales, Poaceae. The record is from RefSeq and is a predicted model, not a curated record. The transcript has 4 exons.
CAAGCCCACCGCCCCUGUUUCUUCUCCAGCACACGUGAAUUCUCUUCCCCAAAUUUCUUUGGCUCUCUUGGUCCCCUCCCCUCCCGGCCUCUCCGCCCCCAUGCUCGAACCCUCCAAGGAGACAACCAGCGAGGCGGCCAGGUCCCAAAUCUGUCACAGUUCCUCUCCCGUCGGCUGUCUGCUGCUCUUCUUCGAGGCUCCAGAGGAGCCUGACUUUGAAUUAACAAAGCCAUCAACCGGCCAGGAGUAUAAGAGCAGACCACGAACAAAGCAACGGCUAAAGGAUACGGAUUGUUAAUUUCUCUAAAUAGAAAGCAAGAGUUGAUGCUUCUGUAGAAAAUAAUUUGGGGGCCAGCCCUCACUUGGUGGAUGAACAAGAACCAGUAGUAGAAGAAGAAAUUGCAACAUCAACACCGCCUGAGGUUCAGAGAGAGGGAGGGAACGAUGAUGCUUCUGUUCUGAUAGUAGAAAGGGAUCCGGGUUUGCGAUGCCAAAUUUGAGAUUAUCCUCCUAAUAAUGCUCAAGAACAAGCUCGUAAUGCAUAUAUGAAGCAUGGAGCAUAUUAGAUUGAAAUGGAUGAGUACCCUCUUGAUGAUUCAGUAGUCCAUCAACGCAAGUUUCAGUAUCAUUGGUUUAAAUCCUUCCCUUGGUUGGAAUAUUCACCAUUGAAAGAUGCAGUCUAUUGUUUUCCAUGCUUUUUGUUUUAUAAGAAGCCACUUGGAAAAAAAGGGUCUAAUGUGUUUACAGUGCAAGGAUUCAGAAAAUGGAAGCGAGUUAAUGAUGGAAACAAAUGCGCAUUCUUGACUCACAUGGGAAAGGAUAGUAAAUCCGCUCAUAGUUUUGCUGUCAAAUGUUAUGAUAAUUUGAAGAAUAAGAAAUGCCGUAUGAAACAAUUAGUGGUGAAGCAAACAUAAGAGGACAUCAAGAAGAAUACGCUUCGUCUUAGAGUAACAAUCGAUGCACUACGGUGGUUAGCAUUCCAAGCUUGCCCCUUCCGUGGACAUGAUGAAAGUCUUGAUUCAAGGAACCAAGGUAAUUUUCUUGAAAUGGUCAAAUUGGUAGCUUCUUAUGAUGAGGAAAUUGGUGCGGUUGUAUUGGGUAAUGCUCCAGGGAAUGCUAAGUAUACCUCACCUACAAUUCAGAAAGAACUUCUGCAUAUGAUUGCUUUUAAUGUGCAAAAAGAAAUUCGUAAAGAAAUUGGGGAUGCAAAGUUCUGCUUGCUUGUAGACGAGUCAAGAGAUGAAUCCAAAAGAGAGCAAAUGGCAGUGGUUAUUCGUUUUGUGGACAAACCUGGUUUCACUUGUGAACGUUUUCUUGAUAUUGUUCAUGUCUCCGAUACAUCUUCAACUACUCUAAAAGAGAAGUUAACUUCUGUGUUGGCUCAACAUGGAUUAGUUGUGAACAAUAUUCGUGGACAGGGGUAUGAUGGUGCUAGUAACAUGCGUGGAGAGUGGAAUGGUCUACAAGCCAAGUUCAUGGAAGAGUGUCCUUACGCAUAUUACAUUCACUGUUUUGCUCAUCAAUUGCAGCUUGCUCUUGUUGCUGCAUCUAAAGAAGUAGCCGAUGUUCACAACUUUUUUGAUCAUCUUGCUCUUGUUGUCAACACGGUUGUGUCUUCGAGCAAGAGAAAUGAUGAGCUGCAAGUUAAUCAAGUGGCUGAAAUGGAGCAUCUAAUUGAGCUUAGUGAGCAUGAAACCGAAAGUGGGGCUAAUCAAGUAGGAACUUCACAGCGGCCUUGUGACACUAGGUGGAGUUCUCACUAUGCUUCUAUCCGCAGCCUUUUGAAACUAUACAAACCUACAUUCUUGGUACUUAAAAGCAUUGCUACUGCCAAAGGUUCAGGUACCUCACCUUCAGCACGAGCAAAGGCUUCUGGUGCUAACUUAUGGGAAUCACAGACUUGCUAUGCAAAAAGUUGCAACAAAAAUCUCAAGAUAUUGUGA